Capsaspora owczarzaki ATCC 30864 is the source of this 2845-nucleotide messenger RNA. RefSeq names its product neurotrophin receptor B xTrkB-beta. Gene Ontology annotation, cellular component: signaling receptor complex. NCBI's taxonomy places the organism in Eukaryota, Filasterea, Ministeriida, Capsasporidae. The transcript has 6 exons. Bases 144 to 2708 code for a protein of 854 amino acids. Gene Ontology annotation, molecular function: transmembrane receptor protein tyrosine kinase activity; ATP binding. The record is from RefSeq and is a predicted model, not a curated record. Gene Ontology annotation, biological process: cell surface receptor protein tyrosine kinase signaling pathway; positive regulation of kinase activity; protein phosphorylation.
UUUUUUUUUUUUUUUUUGUCUCCUCUCGGUUUUGCACUAAACCAUUUUGAAACGCUACACCGAAGAGUGACCCCCCCCCCCCGUUACAAAACCCAAGUCUUUUCAUUCACACAACAGACUCCGUUUAACAAGACUCUACAAGCAUGCGCGCUUCUCUGGCAACAAUGCUGGUCGUUUUGCUGGCCACGGUCGCGUUCACAACACAGCCGCAGACAGUUGAGGGCGCUGACACCUGCUUUAGCCCCUACCAAUCGUGCGAUAGCUGCGCAACGCAAACAACAGCUACGUGCUGCUCAGCACUGGUAAUUUGUCUAGUAGGCACAGUCACCUGCAACAAUCGUUGCUGCGCCGGCUUUGGCACCUCUUCUUGCAUCGCAUGCCCAGCCGUCUCGGGGAACAUCUGCAAUGGCCACGGAUUAUGCAACGACGGCUACUCGGGCGACGCAACUUGCGUGUGCACUGACGGAUACUCUGGGACCAAAUGUGAAAUCCCACCAUACCGCUCAACUACGCCGGUCUCUGUGACGCCUGUUUCCACCACCGUCUCGAGCACACGGUCGUCGGCAACGCCUGUUUCUUCGGCAACGCCUGUUUCUUCGGCAACGCCCGUUUCGUCGGCAACACCCAUUUUUUCGGCAACACCCAUUUCAUCGGCAACACCCGAGUCCUCUGCAACACCUGAAUCUUCCAUCACAUCUCUGUCAUCCCUCUCGGAGCUGUCAUCUGCUACUGCAGCGAUCAGCGCGGAGUCUUCGUCCGAUCUCGUGCUGUCUUCGGGCGAUUCGGUGCACACAACUCACUCCGAUGGCUUCGCACCAUCAUCGUCCGUCAUCGCUUUGGAGAGCUCGUACACGGGCGCUGUAACCUCGACCAACCAAGGAGGUGACGCGGAUCCAACCCCGAUCAUUAUUGGAGCGGUGGUCGGUGUCUUGGUCGUCCUUAUUGUUGUGCUGCUGCUCGUCCGCCGGCGAAGGCGUGCGAAUGGCAAGUUGGCCACCACGAAAUCAGUCGAUCGUUUGGCGGCAAAGCCCGCGUCUCGCCCCUCGAGUCAAGUCGUCUCGCAUGCAAAUCCCUUGCACCACGCUGUUAUAUUGGGUCCUGCGGGCUCCAGCAGCAUGCGAGCAAAGCCGAGGACGCGCCCCGAUGUCGAAAACUAUGUGGAGCCUGACGAUGUGAUUGUGCCGCGACGACCGAGUGCUGCCAAUAACCGUGCCUCGACUUCCAAUAACCGUGCCUCGACUUCCAUUACGAUCAAUGUGCCCACUGAGGAUGUUUAUGACCAAGUUGGUCGCGUGCCGAGCUCAUACGGAACGGUCGGGCGCCAUCGAGGCGCCUCGCCCAACACCUACGAUUCCGCUCAAGAUGCCCGAACAUACGCAGCAGCAGCAGCAGCACAGCCCAGCUCGUAUGCCUCUGCACAAGAUUCCGUCUAUCACUCUACACAGGACACCGUCUAUGCUACGACCCAGGACGAAACCACGGCGAGCGAGCACCCAGACGAGCAAAUCUACGACCAGACGGGGGAUCCCGCGGCCAUGGCAUCGCUCUUUGGGAAAAUGCUCGACUUUGACAUGGCACCGAAUCGCGCGGUCUCGCCUCCAAGUGCCCCUGCAUCACGUAGCUCCGCUGCUCCGCCUCCAAUGUCUGGUGCAGGGCCAUCUCGCAUUUCCGCCGUUCCAGUACCAUCACGAAACUCUAUUGCGACUACCGCCGCUCCUGUCCUGUUCACUUCCCCUAUGAUUGCCCGCAAUAAUCUGCAGCUGCUUGAUCUUCUCGGCGAGGGCCAGUUCAGCCAAGUUUACCGCGCCACCUACCGCGCCGCGGCCAGUGCUGCUCCUAUGAUUGUUGCCUGCAAAAUUUUGCGGGAGGACGCGAACGCCAAGUCGCGCGCUGAUUUCAUUGAUGAGGCCGAGUUGCUGCAAAAACUGCGCCACCCCACCAUCGUCGGAAUGAUUGGCCUCUGUGUUGAUCAAGGCAACGGCAGCACAAGUCCCACCGAUCCUGCCAGCGCCAAGACCGUCGUGCCAGGGGCGUUGACACCGUACAUGAUCGUGCUCGAGUACAUGCCGUUUGGUUCUCUUGACGUGCUCUUGCACAAGUGUCUGUCUCGCAACUUUGCCAUCAAGACGGCGGAAAAGCUAUUCAUGUGCCAACAGAUCGCCCAGGCACUCGAGUACUUUGCGUCGGUAAAGUUCGUCCACCGCGAUCUUGCUACGCGCAACUGUCUUGUGGGACCAAACUGCACGAUCAAGAUUGUUGAUUUUGGUCUAUCGAAGCUGAUGGCUGAGGACACCGACUACUACACUGUGCAGUCUCGUGGUCGUCUGCCCAUCCGCACGAUGGCGCCCGAAAGCCUGUCGUACCGGCGGUUUACGUGUGCCAGCGAUGUGUUUUCGGCCGGUACCGCUUUUUGGGAGGUGUUUUCCAAUGGCGCCAUUCCCUGGGAGGAUGUUGAAGUUACCAAGCUGCUCGAUACGUACGAAUCUGGCGAACGGCUCAAGCGCCCCGACCGUUGCCCUGAAGAAAUGUACAAUGUCAUGUUGCGCUGCUGGGCUCAAGACCCGAACACGCGCCCAACGGCGCAAGAAGUUGCCGCCGAGAUUGCAGCAUUGAAGGCCUACAAUGCCGCGGCCAUUCGUGAUGUCGGCGCCAUGCUGCUCAAUCAAGAAGCUGCGGCUUCCGAAGCGCCACCAGCCUAUGCCGAGUGAGGAAGGGUUUGCCUCUGUUAUUUUUUUUUUGUUAUUUUGUUAGCAAGGUUGAUUGCGCCCACUUUCGGUGUACAUAGCAUUGGCAAUGGACUACCUGUUCAAGAAUCUAUAUAUCGAUAUAUACACACAAACACAAC